CCGCCGCGCGCCCCGAUGGCGUCACCGCCGCGCGCCCCGAUGGCGUCAUCGCCGAGCGCGUCGCUCAUUGGCCAGCUGGCUCUAACCCCGCCCACACGCGGUGCCGCGCGUCUCGAUGGCGUCACCAGCCCGAUGGCGUCACCGCCGCGCGUCUCGAUGGCGUCACCACCCCGAUGGCGUCACCGUGGCGCGUCUCGAUGGCGUCACCAGCCCGAUGGCGUCACCGCCGCGCGUCUCGAUGGCGUCAUCGCUGAGCGCGUCGCUCAUUGGCCAGCUUGCUCUAACCCCGCCCACACGCCAUGCCGCGCGACCCGAUGGCGUCACCACCCCGAUGGCGUCAUCGCCGAGCGCGUCGCUCAUUGGCCAGCUCGCUCUAACCCCGCCCACAAGCCGCGCUAUGAUGACGUUGCUUUGAUGACGCAACCUCCUCCCGGCGUCGCUAUUGGCGGUUUCCAUGGAGACGGCGGCUCCCGGCAGCCCGCGCGGCGCGGCCGCUUCCGGGUUCGUGUCUGGGCCAUGGCGGGCGCGGCGCCGGCCGGGGAGGCGGACGAGCUCUUCGACCUCCGCAACAACUUCUACAUCGGCGCCUUCCAGGCCGCCAUCAACGAGGCGCAGCGCGCCAAGCCCAGCAGCCCCCAGCAGGAGGCCGAGCGGGACGUGUUCCUGUUCCGAGCCUACAUCGCCCAGAGGAAGUUCGGGGUGGUUCUGGACGAGCUGCAGGGCAGCUCCAGCCCCGAGCUGCAGGCUCUCCGGAUGUUUGCUCAGUACCUGGCCAGCGACAGCCAGAGCCAGAGGGACUCGGUGGUGGCGGAGCUGGACAGGAGGAUGGCCAAGAGCGUGGACGCGGCCAGCUGCACCUUCCUGCUGAUGGCAGCGGCCAUCUACUGCCACCAGCAGGACCCCGACGCCGCGCUGCGCGCCCUGCGCCAGGGGGACAGCCUGGAAUGCUUGGCCAUGAUGAUCCAGAUCCUGCUGAAGCUCGACAGGCUCGACCUGGCCAGGAAGGAGCUGAAGAAGAUGCAGGAGCAGGAUGAGGAUGCCACCCUGACCCAGCUGGCCACAGCCUGGGUGAACCUGGCCUUGGGCGGGGAGAAGCUGCAGGAAGCCUUCUACACCUUCCAGGAGCUGGCAGAUCGCUUCUGCCCCUCGCUGCUGCUGCUCAACGGGCAGGCGGCCGCCGCCAUGGCCCAGGGCCGCUGGGACGAGGCCGAGGGGCUGCUCCAGGAGGCCCUGGACAAGGACAGCGGGCACCCUGAGACGCUGCUGAACCUCGUGGUGCUGUCCCAGCACCUGGGCAAGGCCCCCGAGGUCACCAAUCGUUACCUGUCCCAGCUGAAAGAUGCUCACAAAAACCAUCCCUUCAUCCAGGAGUACCAGGCCAAGGAGAACGACUUUGACCGCCUGGCCCUGCAGUAUGCAGCCAGUGCCUGAGCCUGGCGCCCCAAAUCCACCUUCGGGACCCAAAAAUAUCUUCUGGAA
Messenger RNA from Motacilla alba alba, 1479 nucleotides. It is a transcript of the gene COPE, whose product is annotated as COPI coat complex subunit epsilon. The record is from RefSeq and is a predicted model, not a curated record. Gene Ontology annotation, cellular component: COPI vesicle coat. NCBI's taxonomy places the organism in Eukaryota, Metazoa, Chordata, Aves, Passeriformes, Motacillidae. The coding region runs from base 16 to 1431 and encodes 471 amino acids. Gene Ontology annotation, molecular function: protein binding; structural molecule activity. Gene Ontology annotation, biological process: retrograde vesicle-mediated transport, Golgi to endoplasmic reticulum; intra-Golgi vesicle-mediated transport; endoplasmic reticulum to Golgi vesicle-mediated transport. The transcript is spliced from 10 exons.